This is a messenger RNA of Telopea speciosissima, 1120 nucleotides long. Its product is annotated as LEAF RUST 10 DISEASE-RESISTANCE LOCUS RECEPTOR-LIKE PROTEIN KINASE-like 2.4. Gene Ontology annotation, molecular function: ATP binding; protein kinase activity. The record is from RefSeq and is a predicted model, not a curated record. NCBI's taxonomy places the organism in Eukaryota, Viridiplantae, Streptophyta, Magnoliopsida, Proteales, Proteaceae. The transcript has a single exon. The coding region runs from base 195 to 1085 and encodes 296 amino acids. Gene Ontology annotation, biological process: protein phosphorylation.
GUAUUGUAUCAAGCUUUAUAUCGGUGGUUACAUUAGUGGCAAUUCUUGUGUGCUACUUGAGAAGGAAAUCAUCACCAAAUGGAUUGAUAUCAUUUUGGAAGAAAAGAACAAGAAACAUUCAAAAUCUUGAGGCGUUUCUAAAGAAUUAUGGAUCCUUGGCACCCAAAAGAUAUAGUUAUUCAGACAUCAAGAAAAUGACAAAUUCGUUUAAAGAAAAAUUAGGCCAAGGUGGUUUCGAUGGUGUAUUCAAAGGGAAGCUACCAGAUGGUCGUUUGGUUGCAGUGAAAGUCCUAAAUGAUUUUAAAGGUAAUAAUGGAGAAGACUUUAUUAAUGAAGUUGAAAGCAUUAGUAAGACUUCCCAUGUUCAUAUUGUCACUUUUCUGGGUUUUUGCUUUGAUGGAUCCAAAAGAGCACUAAUCUACAACAAGAAAUCAAUUGAAACAUGCCCUCACCUCGGUUGGGACAGACUACAUCAAAUUGCAGUUGGCAUCGCUCGGGGGUUAGAGUAUUUACAUUGUGGUUGUAACACUCGAAUUCUGCAUUUUGACAUAAAACCUCAUAAUAUUCUUUUGAAUGAAGACUUUUGUCCAAAGAUAUCUGACUUUGGUCUUGCUAAACUAUGUCCUAAAAACGAUAGUAUCAUAUCAAUGUCAAAUACUAGAGGGACCAUAGGAUAUAUUGCACCAGAAGUGUUCUCUCGAAACUUUGGAGGAGUUUUACACAAGUCAGAUGUUUAUAGUUAUGGAAUGAUGGUACUAGAAAUGGUUGGAGGACGAAAGAACUUUGAUAAAGGAGUUGAUCACACUAGUGAAAUUUAUUUUCAGGAUUGGAUCUAUGAGCAUAUUGGACAAAGUGAGCAUUUACAAUUAGACAUGGUUAUGACGAAAGAGGAAGAAGAAAUAGUCAGAAAGAUGGUUUUAGUGGGUUUAUGGUGCAUACAAAUGGAUCCAUUAAAUCGACCAUCAAUCAGCAAAGUAGUGGAAAUGUUAGAAGGAAACCUUGAAGCUUUGCCAAUUCCUCCCAAGCCUUUCUUAUCUUCUCCUUCAAGACAAUUAGAUGAUUCUUCUACCAGAUCAAUAUCUUAAUUGCUUUAAUAUAUAUUUAUAUAUAUAUAUAUUUC